Messenger RNA from Aethina tumida (small hive beetle), 2094 nucleotides. RefSeq lists its product as uncharacterized. NCBI's taxonomy places the organism in Eukaryota, Metazoa, Arthropoda, Insecta, Coleoptera, Nitidulidae. Bases 123 to 1007 code for a protein of 294 amino acids. The record is from RefSeq and is a predicted model, not a curated record. The transcript is spliced from 5 exons.
GGCACUGUUGCAGACAGGAAGCGCGAGAUCCACGUACAGGUUUCCAAGUCGGAAGCUUCCGAAUAAAAUCGCAUUCGUCGGACUUGUUUUGUUUUCUGGCCGGCAUCCGAAGGGGAUUCACGAUGGUGUCAGCGGCUUGUCUUGUAUUGGGCAUCGGCUGUUUGCUUUUCGGCGAAUCGCUUGCAGUUCCCGUUGGUGUGAUGGGCAGCGAAUUAACAAACAGCAUUGAAGACACCGAGGACGACAUGCCGGUAAUAGAAGAUGAUAUCACAACUCACGGACUGGAAAGGUUAAGCUCAGCAGCUACGUGCUUAGUAGCCGGAAUUGAAUACACACACGGGCAACAGAUCUACAGAAAGGAUCCAUGCGAAUUCUGCUUGUGUCUUGAUGGUGAGAUGUUCUGCUGGUGGCAGGACUGUCCACCAACUAUGGAAGGUCCAUGCAGAGAUCGAGGACCUUUCUCCCCUUGCAUCAGCAUUCCAGCAAACCCUUCAUCAGCGUCUUCCUCGUCCGCGUCCUCUUCUUCCUCAUCCUCCUCCUCAUCAUCCUCCUCAUCCUCGUCUUCCUCCUCUUCGUCUGCCUCCUCCCCACAACAAACGUCAUCAAGUACAACUGCAAGGAUGACGAGUACGACAAAGUCAACGUCAACGACCACAGUACAAACAACAUCACACACAACGUCUUCCAACGUAUCAACGGAUUUCGUGACUAACUCAUCGGAGAACAUGACCGAUUCGUCGAUUUACACAGAAGAAACGGAGGUCGAGUACUCAAGCGAGGAUCCGAGCACCAGUACAGCACAGGAACCUAAGCGAUGUGUUGUAAUGGGACGCGAAUACCAGAUAGGCGACCGGCUGCCACACAACACCGGAAACUGCGUCGAAUGCAUCUGCGGCCACGGCGCCAAGGUCACCUGUUCGCCCCAUCAGUGCGCCCCAGGCGGGGCGGAUGACCUCAAUGAUUACCAUCCGCCGGGUCCCCGUCAACCCAUCCCCGACGUAUUUUAAUGUCGCCUGGACGUGGCAAUGUUCUUUUUGUUGCGGCUCCAUUGUAUUCGUUUCGUGCGCUCGCAAACGAUUCACUGAUUUAUGUUUGAUCGUAGUUAAUUCGAUAUUUGAAUUAGGUGAAUUUUUUGCGAUUGAUUCCUUGUUUCGAGAUUGUUUUUGCUAAGGCCUAAGGUUAUGUAUUUGUGAUAAGAUAUGCGUAAGACCUUUUCUACUCAUUCUAUCCUAGUCACUUCAAACAGUAUCAAAAAUUGUGUUACGAAUCUUACAGUAUUAAACUAUAAGUGUAAGAAUCAAAAUUAGGUUCUGGUAAUUAAUUUACACUGUAUAAAUUACUAUAGUAGAUAAUGAAUUAUGUAUGUGUUCCAAGAAGUUGGUUUCUAAAAUCAAUAAAGUUGGUUUAACGCAAAGCUUGUAGUUGAAUUUUGAUACUAUUUAAUCAACGAUUUGCCGAAAUUAAUUACAGCUUCUUAAAAACCUAAUAUGAUAAUAUAUCACAUCGAUUUAUGCAAACAUAUCCUUAUCCUAUAUCUUGUUUCAGUCAUAUCUAAAGAGCUAAUCCAUUAAGAGGUUUGUAUCUUAUUGCCUUUAUUUCAACAAUAAGAAAGUAGAAUAGAUUUUGUUAAGAAAAAUAUAAUAGUGAAUCAGUGGGAACCAUUAAAAAAGUACUGUAUAAGAGCUAGUGAUUUUAUAGUAAUUUUUAUAUUAGCUAUACCUAAAAUCAUUGGAACCAAAUAAAAAAGUUAGUGUUAGAAACUUUAAUUUUUUAAAACAAGUGUUUUAUCUUCAAGAUAGGAUCAAUAUCUUUACUUAUAAUAAUCUAAUAUAAUAUACCCGUAAAUUUCAAUGCAUGUUGUAUAUUAUUUACUAAAUCUUCACCUAUCUUGAUUUUAAGGUCACUUGAGUAGUACUGUAAUUUUAAUUUGUAAAAAUAUACAUACCACGUAUUAAUUUAAUCUGUAAAAAUUGAAUAAAAGUAAAUGUAAUUUUAGGAUUACUUGUUGUAAAAAUGUCAGUAUUAAUAAACAAAUCAUAUUAUUGUUAAGUAUUAAAAAUUUUAUUAAGUUUCUGUAUCUAUAGAUAAAUACAA